AUGUUUCCAAUCUCCCACCAACACGUUCAACUCAACCAACCCCUUGACAUCGUCUCCUCUCCGUCCCCCUUCUCGCUUUUCAUCCCUCCAACCACCACCCCAACAGUGCUUCUUCUUGCAACACUGAUUACCACACCCCCACAAGCCGCUGCGACCGCUGUUUCCGCUGGAAACUCAAGGACCGCCGCGGCAGCGCUCCUAGCACGCUCCGCAAUCCCCGGGCCAACACCCAUCGCCAACAUCCCCCUCUUCCCCGCCGCCUCUCCCGCCGCCGCCAUAAACGCAGGAGCUGGCGAGAGUGACGUCACUCAUCCCGCUUCCGCUGCCGCCUCCCCCUCCGCCUCCCCCAGUACAGCUUCCGCUGCUCCUCACAUACCAUCCGCCCCCGCCGGCACUCCUUCAGCCAUCCUUCCGCUUCCGCUUACCGCCAUAGUCCCCGCCAAGAAAACCGCUACAGCUGCGGCUGUAGCGCCCGCGCCUGCGCAGGGCUCCACGUCACCGCCGCCCAAAUCCCCUCCCGCCAUGACUCGUGGCGGAACGGCAGGCGCGGUCAGCUUGGAGCGCGCACCGGUAGGGGCGGAGAUUCUUCUGAACGCCGUGAAGGCCGCGGGGCUGCGCGCGCGCGCGAGCGCGUGCGUGUUUGACGCGGAGAAGCGGACAUUCGAGUUGGUGGCGGGGCUGAGUACACUAAUUGCGCUCAACGCGACGGACGUGUGGGCGCCUCCCAUUGGUCGGAAGGUGCUGACGAACGACUGCCAGUUCUUGAUCGACGCCACGUGUCAAGAUGUCACGCCCACUGGAGGAUGCGACGACCACAACGAAUGCACGACUGACACGUGUGUGCCUGCCAACCCAGCCACAUGUUUGCCUUAUCCCGACUGCCUCUUAGCGGGCCCGUCCUGUUCCUAUACCGCGUCCCCUGGUAGUGAAACGAACCCAGCUUGCAUCGCGCCGCCAACUCCCCCGUCUGCGCCUAAGGACUCAGUUUCGUCCGCUUCCGCCAAUGUAUCCGCGGGCGGUGGCGGAAGCGGGGACGAGGGGGAAGACGGCGGAAGCGGAGAAGGCGAGGGGAAAGACGGGGAAGGGGGGAAGAACGCGGGAAGUGCGGAUUCGGAUGCGGAGGGGGGAGAGAAGGGCGCGAGCGGGGAAGGGGAGCAAAGCGGCUCAGACGACACGUCUGCUUCGGUUGGCGGCGAUGCUUCUAACGAGGAUGAUACCGGAGAUAAUAACGAGGACGGGUCAGACGACACUAUCGAGAUCGUGGGAACCAUGCCGCCGCCUCGCAGCGCGUGCAUCUUCAUCCCCAAUAAGAACCGCUUCAUGAUCCGCUUAAAGAACCACUUCCGCGUCCGCCUCUCCGCAAGCGACGCGUGGGCGCCGCGGCCCGGGCAAGUCGCCAUGACCGGUAAUUGCCGGUUUAUAAUCGACUCGGCGUGCGGGGUGGUGGGGAGGCCGGGGGGGUGCGACGACGGGGACGAAUGCACGGACGAUUACUGUCUAUGGCAGGGCGGGAAUAACACUCUCGGGAGUUGCACGCCGUUCCCGUCGUGCUUCUAUGAGAGCGCGCGGUGCGAGAGGCGUGUGAAGGAGGAGUGCGUGGGGAGAGUGGAGGCAGGAGGAGGGGGAGGGGGACCGGGAGGGGGGCAAGUGGGGGAUGGGGGGUUUGCGGCGGGUGGCGGAAAGGGGAUUCGGACGGUGACUAGUGCCGGUGCUGCCGUGACUGGCGGAGCUGACGGCGCUGGCGGCGGCGAUGGUGGUGACAGCGGGAGUGACACAGGGGCGGGUGAGACUAAAGCUAAUGGCAACAGCACAGCCACUGACGGAAAGGAGAGCGGCGGCAGUAAUGGCCGCGGCGAUGGCAGCGGUGAUGGCGGCGGCGAUGGCGGCGGCAUGAGCACGGAGGAUAUCGAGGCGUUGGAGGAGGAAGCACUAGCGCAGCGGCAGGCGCACGGGCAAGGGGCGCAGCAGGAUUCCCCGGCAGACCAGGACGAUUCACCAAACUCGGCAGAAUCAGGCUCGGAGGACCCGGACUUCCUCGCCCCGCGCCUGCGCGCCCCGCUCCCCCGCCCCGCGUGCCUAUUCCGCCCGAAGCAGGGCCUGUUCGUCCGCGUGGAGGGCUGGCCGUUCUCCGCGCGCCUCUCCCGCGCGGACGCGUGGGCACCGCCCCCCGCCGCCACGACCCUUUCCGGCGAUUGCCGCUUCGAGCUCGACUCGUUCUGCUCGGUCGUGUCGCGCGUCGCGCGCGGGUGCGACGACGGCGACGCGUGCACGCUCGACACGUGCGCUUGGGCGGGACGCGCGAACCGCGUCGGCAGCUGCGAACCGUUCCCGUCGUGCUUCUACUCCUCCGCGUUCUGCGUGCACACGGACCUUUGCGGAAGGGUGGGGGGAAACCACACGCGCGCGCGGGGAGGGGUGGUGAAAGAAACGAUGGUGGGUGGUGGAGGCGUGGGGGGGAAUUCAGAUGCGGGGAGCGGUGGUGGUGCUGCCGCUGACGGGACUGACGCUGAUGCUGACAGUGAUGGUGAUAGCACUGAUGCUGAUGGUGCUGUUGAUGCCAACGCUGGUGCGGAUGGUGAUGGUGAUGGGGAUGCUGACGAGGUGAACGACCCUUACUCCGACCCUCCGGAUCAGGAAUGGCCCAACUUCCAGAUCUACCCUCCCCCCAAAACUGGUUUGGUGGUGGAAUCUUCACAGAACCUUCCCUCUGGCGAAGGAGGAGGAAUGUCCAACGCAACCGCCCCGACCACCACGCAAGACGUGCUCCGCACGCUUUCCCAGCCUAUCCCCUUUACAGACACCUCCGUUUCAGGCUCUUUCAACGUGUACCAUUUCGGCGCACUAGGCGACGGGCAGAACGACGAUGGCGAGGCUAUUGAGGCAGCUUUUAACGAAGCAUGCAAGUGGGCGCGAAACAAUAACGCCAAAGCAACGGUCACAAUUCCUGCUGGAGCUGAUUUCCUCACCACCCCCAUGGUAUUUUCGGGGCCCUGCGGGCCAGGUGUCAUCUUCUUAUUGGACGGGAGGAUUCUGGCUCCAAACAUGCCCGUUUCUUCCUACCAAUCGGCUUACAGUGUGGUGGCGCAUCUUUUUUUUGACCGGGUGAACGGGCUGACCGUGACGUCGUCCGGGCAGGGCAGGCAGGCAGGGAGUUUUGACGGGCAGGGGCUGGAGACAUGGCGAGAACAUUUGUCGCUCGGGCAGCCAGACUCAUAUGCCCGACCAAAGGGAUUGUCUUUCCAAAAGUGUGAUAAUCUCGUUAUAGAGCAGAUUACUGUACGGAACCCGCCUGAGAUGCACAUCAGCAUCCAGGAGUGCAACAAUGUGAUUGUACAGGAGGUGACUGCAAUGAGUCCGUACAACAGCCCUGGCACUGACGGGCUGCACCUGGCCACUGCAACGAAUGUGAUUAUAAGGAACUGCAGGAUGCACACGGGCGGCAACGGCAUCGCUAUAGUGGAUAAGAGCGCCAAUAUCAGCAUCAGCCGUUUGGAUUCCACCACCCCUCUCUUGUCUCGCCUCCUUCAGAUCUCUCACUUUCCCCAAACCACCAACCCACCUUCCCUAAUUCCACCUUCCGCUUUUCUCCCCUCCCUACCCCCUGACAGCAUAUUCAAUCUCGGCCGGGACCACUUCACGGCGUGUGUAACGAAUGUGACUGUAAAGAACGCGACGGUGUACGGAGGGAGGAACGCGCUGCGCAUAAGCACGUUCCAGGGCGGCAGGGGGUGCGUCUCCAACGUGCACUUUGCUGACGUGGAGGUCAUCGAGACAACCGAACCAAUUAAAAUCGACCAGACCGCAGUUAGGGUCUGUCUGGCCCCACCCCACAGCCCCACCGUGCCAUGUGUCGGCGUCUCAUUCGCCGACAUCAACAUCACCCCCAGCAGGAGCCUGCUCAAGGCCCAGGCGGCGGAAACACAGCUACAGCCGGAGAGGCAGCUACAGCCAGUCAUGGAAAAUGUACUGGUGACGCCUGGGAGCAGCAUCAAGUCUCCCUUGGGAAUUCCGGAGCUGAAAAAGGAAGUUACGGUGGAGGAGGAGGGGAGGAUACGCGCGAUGAUGAGCGCGUGUGAGUACCCGUUCCGUGUGGUUGAUUUGGAUGCUAUCCUGGCUCCUUUUCGCCAGGCUGGCGCGAAGAUCCAAUCGCAUGAUGACACGUCAGAUGUAGGUGAGGGAGAGAGGGGGGUUGGGGAGGAGGGGGGGGAGGAGGGGUCUGGGCUGACUGCGGUGGAGAGCGGUGAGGGUGGUGAUAGUAACGGGAGUGAGAGUAGUGGGGUGGGAGGGAGAGAGAACGGGGAGAUUGAUACUGGGAGGGCAGGGGAGGAGGAUGAAGUGCCUCCGUUGCAAGCUAAAGAGGCGACAGGAAGUGACACGGGAGGAGGAGAGGAGGGGGGAGAGAGUGGAGCGAGCAAAGGGGGAGAGAGUGGAGAGGAGGGUGGGGAUAGUGAAGGAGGAAAGGGAGGAGAAAGUGGAGGAGGAGAUGGUGGGGAUGACGGGGGAGGGAGUGGAGAGAAUGGAGGUGAGAGCAGUGAGGGGAAGGAGGGUGACAGCAAGGAGGGUGCAGCAUCGAGCAAGCAGGAGGAGGAGAAGAAGAGGAGGGAGGAGACGCUGAAGCGAGUGAGGGAGGCGAAGAGCAAGAGGGAGGCACUGCGGCAAAAGUGGAGGGAGGCGAGGGCGAAACGAGGCGGAGGGGUGGCGAAGCCGACCCAGGUGGACGGGGAUGGGGCUAAGGUAGCGGAGGGGAGUGGGGAAGGGAGUGAGGGAGGAGGGAGUGAGGGAGGAGGGAGUGAGGGAGGAGGGGAGGAAGGGGGCCAGGGCAGCAGUGGAGGAGAGUCAAGCGGCUCUAGCACCCCCAGUGGUGGGGGUGGAAGUGAUGGCGGUUCAUCCCAAAAGCCCAGUGGGACUGGUGGGUCGAGUGACGGAGGAAAGGACGCUGGUGGCACCAGUGCUGGAGGUGAUGGUGAUAGUGGGUCUGGAUCAGCGGAAGGAGAGCAAGGGGGGGACAGCAGUUCGGGUACGCAGGCGGGUGGAGGAGAGGAGGGAGGAGGAGAGGAGGGAGGAGGGGAGGGUGCAGGAAACGAGGGUGCAGGGGACCAAGGGAGAGGAGGAGGAGAAGGAAGAGAGGGGGGAGCAGGAGGAGGAGAAGGAGGGGGGGGAGGAGGGGGAGGAGGGGGAGGAGGGGGAGACUGGGGCGAAACCCCCCCAGCGGACUAUACCGCGGACGACACCAGUGACGACACCAGCAGCGGAGGUGAUUAUAACGCGGAUGGAGGCGCAGAGGGGGAGGAGGGAGGUGGGGGAGACGGAGGAGGGGGAGAGGGAGGAGAGGGCUCCGAUGGGUCGGGAAUAGAUCCGUACGACCCUCUAGGCUCAUCAGCGUCUGGUGGUGAUUCCUCAGGUGAUUCUUCUGGAGAAGGCUCCUCAGGAGACUCAGCACCAGAAAUCGACCCGUAUGAUCCGCUGGCUUCGGUUGAAAAGGGAGCGACAGGAGGCGGAGGAGGAGGAGGAAGGGGAGGAAGCAGGGGUGGUGAUGGCACUGCCAGUGGCAGUAGCAGCGAUGAUACUGGCUCAAGCAGUCAUGGCGCAGGCAAGGGGAGCAGCAGCGGAGGUGGGGCCCUGAGCUCUGACACAGCCAGCCGCAGCAGCAGCAGCAGCAACGGUGGUCGUAGCAGUGGCGGUGGCAGCGGCGGGAGCAGCAGCGGCGGGAGCAGCAGCGGCGGCAGCAGCAACAGUGAUGGGAACGUGUUGCUAGAUGGGGGUGGCGGCAACAGGCUUAUAGAAGGCGGGGGCAGCCGCAGCAGCAGCGGUGGAAAGGGCAGCAGGACAAGUGGGUACAGCAGUGCGGGGAGUAACGGGUAUUAUGGGAGCGGAGGGGGCAGCUGGAGAGGCAGAGGCAUGCCGAAUGACCCGUGGCGAGGUGCUGGGGGAGGGAACACGCUGGGAGGCGGAGGGAAUGGUGGGAGUAAGGGCAGCAGCGGGGGGCAGAGUGCGAGUGGGGUGCAGAAGGUUGGGAAGAGCAGCGGAAGUGGCAGCACUAGCGACAGCAGCAGCAGUGGUGGUGACGAGGAGGAGGGGGGAAGCAGUGGGAGCGAGAGCAGUGGUGGCACUGCAGGGAUGAAAGGGAGGAACCAGCACGGGGGGAUAGGAUCGAACAAGGUCGGCCCGAUGCCAGAUGAUAAGACCACAGGGGGAAAGCACAAGAGCCAUAGCUCUGCUCCCAGCAGCGGUGAUUCCCCCAGCAGCAGCAGCAGCAGCAGCAGCAGCAAUGACUCCCUGAGCAGCAGUGGUGGUUCGUCCGGCUCCUCCUCUUCACCUGCGCCUGAUGCGAAUUCUGAAGGGGAUGGUGGGGACGGUGGGAGCGAAUCAGGUGGUGACACGUCGGAUGCUGGUAAUGCAGGAGGGGAGGGGGAAGGCGGAAGCAGCGAUGGGGGCAGUGGGGGGGGCAGUGGCAGUGGAGGGGGGUUCGUGGGGCACAAGGAGAGGCAGGAGAAGGCAAGGCGGGAGAAGGAGCGGCAGGGGCAGCACCUGGGGUACAAGGAGAGAGGGGGUGCUGGGGAGACUUCUCCUUCGGGCGGAUCCAGUGAUAAGAACAGUGAUACCUCCUCAAACUCCUCUUCUGAUUCCUCUUCUAACUCCUCGAGUUCUUCGCCCGAUUCCUCAUCCAAUUCCUCUUCGAGUUCGUCGUCGGAUUCUGGAAAGGCAGAUUCGUCAGGUGAUGAGGCUGCUUCAGAGGGUGGUUCUUCGGAUGCAGCUGGGGGGACCGAGGGUGCUGGUUCGGGGGAGGCGGGGGGGAAGGGGACGGGUGCAAAGAAUGAGACCGUGGACGCGGGUGGGGAGAAGGGGGGUGAUGCGGGCGACGAGGGCUCAGGAGAGGGGGAGAAUGAACAGGAGGGGGAAAAGGGGGGUGGUGAGGGAGGGAGUGCGGGAGGAGAGGAGGCAUCACAGGAUGGGCAAGGGGACAAGGGGACGGAUGGGACAGAAAAAAGCACGGCAGAGGAAGGGAGUGGCGAACAGGUAAAGGAAGAGCAACGAGCAAAAAACACCACGAGCAGUGGGGAGGUGAAGAGCGGAGGAGGAGCAGAUCCGCCCACUGGGAGCAGUGAGGAGAAGGUGACAGGCGAUGGAGGGGAGAAGGAAGGGGAGGCAAGUAACACCACAAGCAGUGAGGAGGAGAAGGGGGCAAGUGAUGGAGGGGUGAAGGAAGGAGAGACGAAAAACACCACAAGCAGUGAGGCGGUGAAAAGCGGAGGCGUAGUCCCGCCCACGAGCAGUGAUGAGGAGAAGGUGGCAAGUGAUGGUGUAGCAGAGUCCCCCAACGGGAGCACUCAGACAACUCAGGCAACAGUUCUGCCAGUUCGGACUCGAACCCGGAAACUGACAAAUUAG
Closterium sp. NIES-65 is the source of this 7389-nucleotide messenger RNA. The record is from the annotation of a GenBank genome assembly. Lineage: Eukaryota; Viridiplantae; Streptophyta; Zygnematophyceae; Desmidiales; Closteriaceae.